AAGGCAAGCAAGCGUUUAUUUUGGCUCUGCUACUCGUUUGUCUCACUGUCGCCGCCAUUAAACAACACGGUGGCGAUGUAAACCAUGGAGUGUCGCGGAUUUAAAACAUGAUUCCGGGGCUACGGAGGCUUUGCCAAGGUGUGGUUUAUUCCGCGACAGGUUAAUGUGUCCACGAAGGUAAACAUGUGAGAGAGCGAAGGGGUCGAAAUAACUCGGAUUGGGAAAGGUUUGACAGAGCAGGAGGAGGAGGGGGGUGGGCUGUACAAGAAGGGUUUGUUGUGGUUUACAGCAGCACUUGGGAAACGAGCGGAGCCCCGAAACGAGUGAUCCACAAUGACGGAACAGAAGAUAAAGUGGGUCUGUGACUACUGCACCUAUGAAAACUGGCCCUCUGCAAUCAAGUGCACAAUGUGCCGUGCACACAGGUCAAGGGGUCCCAUCAUCACAGAGGAACCUUAUAAGAACAGCCCAGAUCUGGACCCCAGCCCGGAGUGGGAUCCCCCUAGAACUGAGAGUGGCAGCAGUCUCCUCAUCUGCCCUGACUCCAGUGCUCGGCCAAGAGUUAAGUCAGCCAGCAUGGCAGAGAUUGCUAACAAGUGGUCUUGCCAGAUAUGCACCUACCUGAACUGGCCCCGGGCCAUCCGCUGCACACAGUGUCUGUGUCAGCGGCCGAGGACCAGCAGCCCCACAGAAUCCCCCCAGACAUCAGGCUCCAACGCAGGCUGCCGUCCUGCUCUCCACUCCCCCGUGGACACCUGUGAGGAGUACAAUGACAGAAACAGACUCAACACCCAUCAGCAACACUGGACAUGCACAGCUUGCACUUACCAGAACUGGCCCAAAACUACAAAGUGUGUGGUGUGCGACCACCCCAAACCCAACAACCUAGAAUCCAUAGAGCUGGCCGAGUCCGCGGAGCCGACGCCUAUGAUCAACGAGCAGGACAGGGCCAGGUGGAGGGGCAGUUGCAGUGGGGGUCAGAGAAGGUCCCCUCCUAUGGCUAAGAGGGGCGACAAUAUGAAAAUGGACUUCCAGAGGAUAGAACUCGCAGCGGGAGCCAUGAGCAGCAAAGAGGAGCAAGAGGUCGACUUCAAGAAGCUAAAGCAGAUUAGAAACCGGAUGAGGAAGACGGACUGGCUGUUCCUCAAUGCCUGUGCUGGAGUGGUGGAGGGAGACCUGGCAGCAGUAGAAGCCUACAAGUCGUCUGGCGGGGACAUUGCCCGGCAGCUCACCGCCGACGAGGUGCAGCUCCUCAACCGGUCCUCUGCGUUUGAUGUGGGCUUCACCCUGGUGCAUCUGGCAAUUCGCUUCCAGAGACAGGACAUGCUGGCCAUCUUGCUUACAGAGGUGAACCAGCAGGCAGCUAAGUGUAUCCCCUCCAUGGUGUGUCCCGAGCUGACGGAGCAGAUCCGCAGGGAGAUCGCAGCCUCGCUACACCAACGCAAAGGAGACUUCGCCUGUUACUUCCUCACUGACCUGGUCACCUUCACCCUGCCUGCAGAUAUAGAGGACCUGCCGCCUGCUGUCCAAGAGAAGUUGUUCGAUGAGGUGCUGGAUCGAGAUGUGCAGAAAGAGUUGGAAGAGGAAUCUCCUGUCAUCAACUGGUCUCUGGAGCUGGGCACACGUCUGGACAGUCGCCUGUACGCCUUAUGGAACCGCACAGCCGGAGACUGUCUGUUGGACUCAGUUCUGCAAGCCACCUGGGGCAUCUAUGACAAGGACUCUGUUCUACGCAAGACCCUCCAUGACAGCUUGCAUGACUGUUCCCACUGGUUUUACACGCGCUGGAAGGAGUGGGAGUCUUGGUACUCGCAGAGUUUCGGUUUGCAUUUCUCCCUGAGAGAGGAGCAGUGGCAGGAGGACUGGGCGUUCAUCCUGUCUUUGGCCAGCCAGCCCGGGGCCAGCCUGGAGCAGACCCACAUUUUUGUUCUCGCACACAUUCUUCGCAGACCGAUCAUAGUCUACGGAGUGAAAUACUACAAAAGUUUCCGUGGGGAAACGUUAGGAUACACUCGUUUUCAAGGUGUGUACCUGCCUCUGUUAUGGGAGCAGAGUUUCUGCUGGAAGAGCCCGAUCGCCCUGGGCUACACGCGGGGCCACUUCUCGGCCCUGGUGGCCAUGGAGAACGACGGCUACGACAAUCGCGGUGCGGGCGCCAACCUCAAUACUGACGACGACGUCACGGUCACUUUCUUGCCGCUGGUGGACAGCGAGAGGAAGCUGCUGCACAUUCACUUCCUGUCUGCACAAGAGAUGGGCAACGAGGAGCAGCAGGAGAAGCUGCUGAGGGAGUGGCUGGACUGCUGCGUGACGGACGGAGGCAUGCUGGCGGCCAUGCAGAAGAGCGCCCGCCGCCGCAACCACCCCCUGGUCACCCAGAUGGUGGAGAAGUGGCUGGACAGAUACCGCCAGAUCCGCCCCUGUGCCUCUCUGUCCGAUGGCGAGGAAGAGGAGGACGAAGACGAGUGAGCCAGCGGAGGCCAGGCAGAGACAAAGAGAGAGAGAUGAAGCUCUUUAAAAGACUGGACACUGCAGGCUCUGGGAGAGUUCCUUACUAUCUACAUUUCUUUUUUUCUUUUUAUUUUCCUUUCUCUGAAAUGUAAAUCUUUAACUUGUAAUAAUGCAUGUGUUCUGUGAGCUCUGUGAUAGAAAAAACAGCAACCCAGCACCGACAUCCAGAAUCCUGAUUACUGCUCCUAUGAAAGCACAUCAAGUCCACUUAGUUCGCCUUCCCGUUUGCCGGAUCUCCCUUCGUUUAUCAAGGUAAAUCAUCUCGAACCUGAGAGAUUUAAAAAAAAAAAAAAAAAAGUAGGACAUGUAGGAAAAUAUACUCUAUUUAAGGAAAUCCCGACGCUGCACUAGAUGAGAAAUUUCAUUUUUCGCCUGACAGAAUUAUUAUUAUUUUUUUUUUGCUUAAAAACUGAGAGGAUGCUUAUCUGUCUGUGUGUAUGUUUGGGGUUUAAAGAGCACCUGUUUUUUUUUUCCCCCCCGAUCGCUGAUCCUCCCUGCAAACCCCCCCCUCCCAUCUGAUGUUGGAUUUAUUUAUUCGUUUAGAGAGUUAACGCGCAGAGGCGAUGCCUUUUUUUUUGUUCUGCUCCCCCACCCCCCAGUUUUAUCUGUGUUCCGUUUGAUCCAUUCAGUCUUGAAGUAUUUUUAUUUUGCACAGAUUAUACCUACAUUCUGUGAGGGGGGGAGGGGGAGAUAAAGGACGUACAAGUUUACUGACAUUUUUACGUGUGAUUUAGUCGCUCAUUGUCAUGUUUAGAGUGGGUGGUGGUGGUGACGCUGGUGGGGAAAAGAAAAAAAAAACCCAAACACUGCCUCUUUCUAUAGAGUGCAUUAAUAUUAAAUUUGACUCACUUGCA
This is a messenger RNA of Acanthopagrus latus (yellowfin seabream), 3365 nucleotides long. It is a transcript of the gene zranb1a, whose product is annotated as zinc finger, RAN-binding domain containing 1a. Bases 334 to 2469 code for a protein of 711 amino acids. Gene Ontology annotation, cellular component: cytoplasm; nucleus. The transcript has 10 exons. Gene Ontology annotation, molecular function: cysteine-type deubiquitinase activity; K63-linked polyubiquitin modification-dependent protein binding. Lineage: Eukaryota; Metazoa; Chordata; Actinopteri; Spariformes; Sparidae. Gene Ontology annotation, biological process: protein K33-linked deubiquitination; cytoskeleton organization; cell migration. The record is from RefSeq and is a predicted model, not a curated record.